Loxodonta africana (African savanna elephant) is the source of this 924-nucleotide messenger RNA. RefSeq names its product putative olfactory receptor 8G2. NCBI's taxonomy places the organism in Eukaryota, Metazoa, Chordata, Mammalia, Proboscidea, Elephantidae. The record is from RefSeq and is a predicted model, not a curated record. Gene Ontology annotation, molecular function: olfactory receptor activity; odorant binding; G protein-coupled receptor activity. The coding region runs from base 1 to 924 and encodes 307 amino acids. The transcript has a single exon. Gene Ontology annotation, cellular component: membrane. Gene Ontology annotation, biological process: sensory perception of smell; G protein-coupled receptor signaling pathway.
AUGGCAGCAGGAAACCACUCCACAGUGACUGAGUUCCUCCUCACUGGGCUAACAGAAAAGCAAGAGCUCCAGUUGCCUCUCUUUCUUUUCUUCCUAGGAGUCUAUGUGGUCACAGCACUGGCGAAUCUGGGCAUGAUCACACUGAUUGGGCUCAGUUCUCACCUGCACACCCCCAUGUACUAUUUCCUCAGCAGUUUGUCCUUCACUGAUCUCUGCUGUUCCACUGUCAUUACCCCCAAAAUGCUGGUGAACUUCGUGACAGAAAAGAACAGCAUCUCCUACCUUGAAUGCAUGACUCAGCUCUACCUAUUUGCAUUUUUUAUUAUAUCAGAAGGCUCUAUGCUAGCUGUGAUGGCAUAUGAUCGCUAUGUUGCCAUCUGUAGUCUAUUGUUUUACAAUGUCACUAUGUCUUAUCAGGUCUGCUCCUGGCUGGUAGUUGAGGUAUAUAUGAUGGGUUUGAUUGGUGCCACAGCUCAUACAUUUUGCAUGCUUAAAGUGGUUUUCUGCAAGGCUAAAAUAACCAACCAUUACUUCUGUGAUCUUUUUCCACUACUGGAGCUGUCCUGCUCCAGCACUUAUAUCAAUGAAGGGGUAAUUUUGUGCUUCAGUACAUUUAAUAUUCUUGCAUCAAUCUUGACCAUCCUUGCCUCCUAUGUCUCCAUCAUUGCCAACAUUCUGCUCAUCCGCUCCACUGUGGGCAGGUCCAAAGCCUUCAGCACAUGCAGCUCCCACAUCACAGCUGUUACAAUCUUCUAUGGUUCUGCAGCAUUCAUGUACCUGCAGCCAUCAAGUGUUUGCUCCCUGAACCAAGGCAAAGUUUUAUACCAUUAUUUUUAUUUUGUAUUUUAUUUUAUGUUUUAUUAUUAUAUUUUAUACCAUUAUUGUGCCAAUGCUAAAUUCGCUGAUCUACAGCCUGAGGAAUAA